CACAUAGGGCAGUUGCGUAAUUCAGCUUGGUUAAAUAAAAAAUAUUCGAAAAGAGAUAAGGAAGAAAGAGAACAGCCAUGUCAUCGAUCCAAGUGAAGAACAACUCCAACUGUUAGAUUAAACCAGCAACAAAGAACCCCAGCCGUUGGAUGAAAAUAUCAAGAAAAAACAACGGAAAAAGGGAAACAACACUGAACUCUUUUCUUUAACUCCUCUGAUCCAUUUCCGAUCUCCUCCAUAUUCUCAUCCCCUUUAAAUCUCAAACUUUCCCUAUUGUUUUCUUCACCCCAAUUUCCCUCUCCUUUCAUUCUUCCCUAAAUUCAAAAUCCCAAACUUUCAUUUUUUGAAUUUAUCUAAAGAAGAAGAAAAAAAAAAGAAAUAAUUUUAGUGAGUUUACUUUUAUUUUAUUUUUUUUGUGUUUGAUUUUCCCCGAUUUACAUGGCUACUGAAGAUCCCAAAACUAACAAUGGAAACAACCCAGUCCCAGCUCCAGAACAAGCUCCGGCUCCGGCUCCGGUGGUGGUUCCUACUCUUCCUCCGUAUCCCGAGCUGAUUAUGGCAGCCAUCGAGAGUUUGAACGAACAAAACGGUUCAAACAAAUCCUCAAUCUCAAGACAAAUCGAAGCCACCUACGGCAACCUCCCGCCGGCUCACUCCACUCUGCUAACCCAUCACCUGAACCGGAUGAAAGCCACCGGCCAGCUCGUUCUCCUCAAGAACAACUACAUGAAGCCUGAUCCCAACGCGCCACCGCGCCGCGGCCGCGGCCGUCCGCCGAAGCCCAAGCCGGCUCUUCCGGCUGGGUACGUCCCGCCUCCUCCGCGGCCACGUGGCCGGCCACCUAAGUCCAAGGACCCACUUGCCCCGGCGGCGCCACCCAAGAGGAAGGAAGCGCCACCACCUUCUGCCGGGUCUGGCCGGAAGAGAGGUAGACCGCCCAAGAUGCCGAAGACCGGGGCGGCUGCUCCGGUUGCAGUUCCUACUGGGCCUCCGAGAGGAAGAGGAAGGCCGCCGAAGGUGAAGCCGCCGGUUCCUUCAGCUGCCACCACAGUAGGGGCUUGAUCGAGAGAGGAUAUCAAAUUUAGGGGUCAUAGUUGCUAAUUACUUCUUUUACCUUACUGUCCCUUUUUUUUUAUUUUUUUACCUUUUUACCUUCAUUUUUUUAAAUUUGUAGUCCUUGUAGUUUGGGGUUAAUUUAGUUUAGGCCAUUGAGUGAGUGAGUGACUGUGAGUUGGGUGACUUCUUCUAGGUGGUGUUAUGACUUUCGUGACCAAUGUAAUUCGUCUUUUGGCUGUGUAUGUGUAAAUUUUUAAUGUUGGAGCGGCAGUUUAGGCUUUACAUUUCGGUUACUUUUAUGAGUUUAUGGCA
Molecule: messenger RNA, 1368 nt
Organism: Oldenlandia corymbosa var. corymbosa
Lineage: Eukaryota; Viridiplantae; Streptophyta; Magnoliopsida; Gentianales; Rubiaceae
Source: the annotation of a GenBank genome assembly